AUGCCCCACCGCGCCCUCGCGCUUCUCGUUGCCGGCCUCGCCCUCGUCUCGCUCGCGCAAGCCGCCUCGCCGGCGACCGAUACGGCCGACAUCUUCUUGCCCGACGACUCGGCGCGCCAGCAUGCAGCCCGCCCCGUCGUCUAUACCGCCUCGUCCGAGCCGACCGCACCCUCCCUCCUCGACGACGACGCCGAAGCCCCGCUCGAGCCCGCCUCGGACCGCAUCCCCCUCCCCUUCCGCCUGCCGCACGGGCCGCGCCGCCUCAAGCGCUCGACCGCCGCCGACCUCGUCGCGUUCCCCGAGCUCGAGCGCCGCGCAGAGCCCAACCGCGCCGCGCUCGCGUCGUCGAUACGCGCGUCGCGUUCGGCCGCACAGGCUGCUGCGGCGGCGGCCGGCGGCGGGUCGCCCUCCUCGGCGGUCGCGCCCGCGCCGGCCGUGCCCGAGACGACGACGACGGCGCAGCUCCCCGGGAGCGAGGGCGUCGUGAGCACCGGCCUGCUCACGCGCGCGACGGCCUCGGCGCCUCCGUCUGCGGCAGCGUCGGCGACGUCGGCGCCGGUCGAGUCGGACGCGGCGAGCGACAGCGCCGAGGGAGGAGCAGGGGGCGCGACGGUGACGGCUUUCGAGACGGCGAGCACGGGCGUCGUCGUGACGUCGUUCGCGAGUGCGUCGGCCGGGACGCUCGAGAGCGCGCUCGAGGGCAGCUCGAGCGCCUCGUCCGAGCCGGCGACCGCGCUCGUCAACGCGGCGGCGCGCGCGAGCGCGGUGUCGCGGGCCGGCGUUGGCGUCGCUGCGGCGGGAGCGCUCGGGGCGCUCAUGCUGCUGCGCUGA
Rhodotorula graminis WP1 is the source of this 831-nucleotide messenger RNA. RefSeq lists its product as uncharacterized. NCBI's taxonomy places the organism in Eukaryota, Fungi, Basidiomycota, Microbotryomycetes, Sporidiobolales, Sporidiobolaceae. The transcript has 2 exons. The coding region runs from base 1 to 831 and encodes 276 amino acids. The record is from RefSeq and is a predicted model, not a curated record.